AUGGUUGAACAAAAAUUUGAGGACCAUGUUUUGUUAUCAACUGGUAAAAUACUAAAUGUUUCUAACAAAUCUAAAGAAUCUGACUCUAAUUUGGACGACUCUGAUCAGGUUGUUGUAGAGAGGGUUCGCAAUGUUUGGGGAAGCAGUUCCGGGGCAGGUAGCGACUUCCUUGAUAAUUACCGCAAACAGAGAGCCGUUGAAAUGCAACGGCUUGAUGAAAUGGACAAACAAUGGAGAGAAGACAUGGAAAACAAGCUGUUUCAGUCUCAACGAAUGCACCGAAUAAAGAAAGAAUCUGAAAAGGCUCUCAAAAGAAAAAUUAAACGGGAUCGCAAAAAAAAGAAAACAUCAUUUUCUAAAAAAUCAAACACACCUGAGGAUGCUUAUACCAUAAACUCAGACCAGUUAGACCGUGUCGAGGAGGAUUCUACUGGCGAAAACAUUCAAAAUGGCAAAUCUGAUAAUGAUAAUCAAGAUCCAUCGCCCAGUUUUUCACACUUUCCCGAAGUUUGUGGCGACACCGACGGAUCAGUCAAACCGUCCAAUAAUGCUUCCAACUUUAUCAUCUUGGAUCACUCAUUAAACGAUAUUUAA
This is a messenger RNA of Theileria orientalis strain Shintoku, 594 nucleotides long. RefSeq lists its product as uncharacterized. Gene Ontology annotation, molecular function: protein kinase binding; double-stranded RNA binding; protein kinase inhibitor activity. Gene Ontology annotation, cellular component: nucleolus. The transcript has 2 exons. The record is from RefSeq and is a predicted model, not a curated record. Bases 1 to 594 code for a protein of 197 amino acids. NCBI's taxonomy places the organism in Eukaryota, Apicomplexa, Aconoidasida, Piroplasmida, Theileriidae. Gene Ontology annotation, biological process: negative regulation of protein kinase activity.